AUGGCUACUACUAGCAGUACUUCGAGAGCAAAAACGAGGGCAAGCUCGAAAACUCACACAUCAUCCAACAAAACACCUCCCGCUGCUUCUCCAUCUCCCUCAGACCCUUCUCAGUCCACGGCAGGCAACGAGGUUGUGCCUCAAAUUCGCAUAUCGAAACACUAUGUGCUGCCGCCACGUCCCAAGCCUGGCAGGAAACCCGCUCUGGACGCUAAUGGUCGACGAAAAACGGUGAUCAAACCAAAACCAUCUCUCCGCUCCGCAAGGCCUAAUCCUUCCUCCUUGGAAGGGGCACAGUUCCUGCAGCGUGAACGCCAAUAUCAAGCUAUCAUCGAUAAUCUGCAGCAGGAGAAGCAGAGUUUGAUUGAGCUUGUUGAGGAUUUGAGACGACAGCUUCAGCAACUCAAUGCUGGAGCGGCAACUCCUGAACCAGAAGUUCAUAGUCCAAAUCUCAAGGAAGAGUCGCUGCAUGCUGGCUCGCAUCCCCAUUCCUCCCAUGUUGAAAACUACCAAAUACAAAAGCUGAACGUCCCUGUCCAACCUCCGUGCACCAGUAAGUCCGUGUACACCGAGGUGCCCAUUGAACAUAAUCCUUAUGUUUAUCUUGGACAGAGCAAACGCUUCUGCUCCUCGCAUCCAUCCACUGCACCCCAAAGUCCUCGCGAGAACAGUCUUUCUGUUUUCCCUGUUGAUGCGGCCCCUCAACGAGUAGCCUUAGUGCAAUCACCCAAGGCGAGCGAUUCGUGUUCCAACAAACGCCGCCCAAUGGAAAUUGAUUUUACCACUAACGGCGCUGUGGCCAACGAGUACGUUCGUAAAUAUGGUAUGUGCACUGGACUCGAUCGCUGCAUCUAUAGCACAAACGGACCUAUUCAAUCCAAACAGAGUUCGCCCUGCUCGAAUCAAACACAACCUGCUCAAGCAGAACCGGCGGUCACUGAUGAAACGAAAGCCCACGCAAAAAUCCUUAUGGAACUGCACAAUUCUGUUGCAACGAAUAGCAAUGACAGCACACCCUUUACCGUACAGACGACUUCUUCGAACUCGGCAUCAACAGUAACGUCUUCAUCCAUGCCAGUUUCUGUUUUUCAACAAGAUGGUCCAAGCAUCAAGCUACCGCCUAUUGAACCCCGAUGUACGACAACCAUCCAGUAUCCUGAUCGUCGAUGUCCAACCUGUCAUAAAAGCUCCCCAGCUUUAGACUUUUGUCGUAAACUGGCUCAAACAAGCAAGCCGCCGUACGCUUCUAAUCUCCCCAUUGCUUGUCAGUACAUGCCUUCCGGACAAGAACACCAGAAUGGUUUGGGUCUUGAAGGCUUAGCUACUACUCAAACAUCCUCCCGCUCGAUAAAACUGGACGUUCAGCAACUCGUGAACGGAUUGGCUUCCAGCUCAAACUCGGUUCAGAGUCCGCCUCUUGACUCGCUUCCGAAUCACCAUUGA
Messenger RNA from Schizosaccharomyces japonicus yFS275, 1443 nucleotides. Its product is annotated as CCAAT-binding factor complex subunit Php4. Gene Ontology annotation, biological process: regulation of DNA-templated transcription. Gene Ontology annotation, cellular component: nucleus. Lineage: Eukaryota; Fungi; Ascomycota; Schizosaccharomycetes; Schizosaccharomycetales; Schizosaccharomycetaceae. The transcript has a single exon. The record is from RefSeq and is a predicted model, not a curated record. Bases 1 to 1443 code for a protein of 480 amino acids.